AUGCCUUCAGAUCCAACUGUCUACUUGUAUACGUCUCUGACCGCGGGAUCGUCACACAUCAUAACCGCAACCUCGCGCAUAGAAACAAUAUUAAAGGCAAAUAAAAUACCUUUCAAAGCAGUCGAUUGUGCCACAGAUGAGAAAGCUCGUAUGCUCUGGACCAGACGGUCCAAAGGCAGGAAGAUUCCAGGUCUCGUCAAGUUCAACGACGUUAUUGCCGACCUCGAACAAGUCGAGGAAUGGAAUGAACAUGGCGAGCUUGAAGACCAGAUAGAAGACCAAAUUGAUAUCUUCGGCGACGUACCCAUAAGUGCAACUUCCGAACAAGCUCACGCCGCUGCUGCUGCUCGCUCCCAGGCCCAAGAACAAGCUCGCCAAUCUGCGGCUGCUGGCUUAGGUCGUACAGCCAGUGAGACGAGGCAUAUCUCCAUCAGCGAACCGCAAAGAGACAAAGAUCAGCGGAAUAAGAGCGUCGACGCACAGCAGCCUCAGGAACAUAAUAUGAGCGAUAAGAAGGAUACUCCACUGAGCAUGGCUAUGAAGCAGGCUGGGCACGAAGCUGCAGCAAAAGCUGGCCAGAAGAACGUGUCAAUGAGUUCAAGUGGUGCAGCCGCGACAGUGACGCCGAAAGCGACAGCUGCGCCAGAAUCAAGCAUGCCUCCUCCAUCGAUACCUGCUUCUGCGAUAGAUCCCGAUGCUGAAGAGCCUGGCACACUGAAUACAGAAGCCAAGACACCGGAACAGCUGAGUAAGGAGGGUGUAUCGAGAGGCGUCAGUAUCGACAAGGUCAACUCGAAUUCUGAUGGAGCUUCUGACUCAUCGAACGCAGCUCAGUCGACCCCAGCACAGAUCAUCGAAAAGCGCCGACAAUCUUCCGUACCCAACAAAGGCUCCUCCCUAGCCAAGACUACCUCGAUAGACGAAUCACAUACUGUGGAAGGGGACACCUCAGGUGCUCAAGAAGAAGACGAGGACACGGCAGAAGAGGACGAGACGAAAAACCCUGCAGCAAAAAUCAGCGCGACUGGCACAGAAGAGGCAAAGAUAUUGAAAGAAAAGCCGCAGGACACGGAUGCGGCGGAUGGCAGUAAAGCGGGAGAUAGUGUUGCUGACUAG
Molecule: messenger RNA, 1116 nt
Organism: Lithohypha guttulata
Lineage: Eukaryota; Fungi; Ascomycota; Eurotiomycetes; Chaetothyriales; Trichomeriaceae
Exons: 3
Coding region: 1-1116 (371 amino acids)
Cellular component (GO): cytoplasm
Source: RefSeq, a predicted model, not a curated record